Desarmillaria tabescens is the source of this 2732-nucleotide messenger RNA. RefSeq lists its product as uncharacterized. The transcript is spliced from 7 exons. The record is from RefSeq and is a predicted model, not a curated record. Lineage: Eukaryota; Fungi; Basidiomycota; Agaricomycetes; Agaricales; Physalacriaceae. The coding region runs from base 69 to 2462 and encodes 797 amino acids.
CAGCUUUUCUCUCGACCUUGAUAUUGCCUCAAAGCCGUACCCUCUGGCGCGCCAUUUCCAAGGCUGCCAUGGGUGAUACAUCCUCCAUGGAUGGCGAAUCCUCCUCAUUAGUAACCUCCAUAACCUCAAUUCUCGGUAUCAAAAGCCAGACAUUGAGAUUCCGUCCUCACAAGUCAACCCAAAAGCCCCACGUUAUUCUGCGACGCGUCCAAGUAUCUCGAGAUUCAGAUAGUGGUGCUUCUUUGGGGUGCUCGGUGUACUUCAGUUUGUUUGCACAAAAACGAAUCGAAGUGAAGCCCGGUAAAGAAAUCCUUCUCGCCAUUGCCUCUUCAGAUGAGCGCUUUAAAGAUCAGGCCAUGGUCCUCGAAGGGGAUACCGAAGAGUCUGAGUCUGAACAUGAAGAGGACCCUGGUGUGUGUCCUAGAUGUCAUGGGCGAAAAGAAAGAGAGGAAUCAGCUCCGCCACUCCAAGUCUCCAUGCCUCCGAAAAUGCGUCGAGCGUGGAAUAGAAAUUUAGAGGACACUUCUCCAGCACCAGACACCGGUAGCGCCACACGUGUGUCUGUUGGUGUGCAGGCUGCGCCUUCCUUUUCCACGGUGUCAGUUCAAUCGCAGCCCAGAACUUCAUGCGCAUCUGUGCAAGCACAAUGUUCUACAACAUUUGCUUACGUUCAAACUUCCCUACCAUCCUUACCUAUGCACGUUUCUAGCCAAACACAGACCUUAGACGCGCAUGUGGCUACCGAGGUGCAGAAGAAAAUCCAGUUAUCGCUGAACACUGAUUCAGUGUCAGAGGAUGCUCGUGAACGGUCUUUAUCUCCAAUGGAGCUGGAUUCUCAAUGCAGCAGUGCUCCAGAUUCACCGGUAUUUUCGCCUACGGGAGUACCUGCAAUGAUUGCCGUUCUAGACAGCACUACCAAUACCCCGACCUCCAUCUCCUCUAGUCUUGAUGCCGUCGAUAUGCAAAUUUCGCCAAUCGAAUCAUCUGCGAGUCCUUUGACACCGCUGCCACAGUAUAUGAGGUUACCAAGUCCUAUCAAGCAGGAGGACUCUGACUCUAUCGAUCUCGUCAAGACCGACUCACUCCUGGGUUUCCGGUUGUCGGAUGAUCCCAUCUGCAACGCCGAAAAAUCUGGCAAGUCCGAUAAUGCCUCUGUUGAUCUCUCCGAAGUUCCGCGAACAUCAUCUGGUGUUGCCAUAGAUGGCUCAAGGCCUCAAAAAUCUUCUGUUGGUGUCGAAGAAUCAAAACCUUUGAAGCGUGUCAUUCCAAAUCCUUUUGUAUCGGCGGGGUUUGUGUCCGAUUUUAUUGGCAGUGAAAGGAAGAGAACCCCAGUAAACGUUCACGUCUCUUCUACAGAGCCAUCGACAAGCCAAGAGGGUGUCACUGAACGCCAAGCCUCGACUCCGCGUGAUGCUGCCACAGGCGUGAUAGCUGGCGCAACCAAAGAGAAAGGAUCACAAGUGCUGAACGACGCCUCACUGUGUAAAUCUCGCCUACCAUCCAAACCGAUUCCAACAGAACCCCGAGCAGCUAGGAGAAAACCGCCCACUGUACCAAGGUCCAUGCUCGCUUUGAGCACCACCAAUCCCCCAUCCGAGAAUACUUCCACGGCAACGGGCUCUCCCCCGCCAGACGCAAAAUCCCUAGCCUACCUAGCGCCUGGAAGCGCUUCCAACCCAUUGGGAAUACGGCCCUGUAGCGGUCUGCCGACACCCCGUCAAACGCCUGUUUCUUCUAAUCCGACGAAGAAACGCGUCGUUUUGGGAUCUGAUUGGCCGUUGACUAAAGCUAUGUCGGUUAACGUUGGUAGUGCUUCGAAAUCGUCUUUGCCGCCUAGUAAUGGGUCAAGGCUGUUGGAUAUCGAAGGUUAUGCUUCCCCGUCUCCUCCUUCGUCUCCGCCUCCACCGCCACCGCCACCGCCAGGAAAUCCUCCACCCGAACUGUCGACACCAUGCAGUCAAAUGAAAGAUGGGGAUGCGCAGCAAGCACACUCUAUGGGCAGCAAGUGGAAACGUAUCUGUGUUCAAUCACCUGCUCAACCUGAAAGGCUGGCGAUCUCCAAAGCCCCACCAGCAGCGGAAGAAGAGAGAACCCCAGCGUUGAAAGCAACUGCUGAGAAUAAAGCGGAUGGGAAAAAGCUGCUUUCACGAAUAUCACCUUCUGUGGAAAGGACUGCCAGAAAGUCGAGCACGCCCGUUGAGAUACCCACCAAGACUACUCGUCUGAUUGAUGAGCCACCUUCUAUCACACCAGUAAAGAGGAAGGCGGCUGAGGGUUUGGACCAUUUCGAUAAGUACUAUAUUUUCCAGCUAAUGCCUAGCAACGAUAGAUGCUUCACCUACUACGCCCACGAAAAGAAAUCCUUCUCGCACCACGCCUAUCCCGGUUCAACUGCCCGUCCACCACCCCCUCCCGCCAAAGCCCGUGCAAUCCCAAGGCUGCACGUCUUUUCGAGGCGUUAAGCGUGAACGAGGUCCAUCGCCCGAUCUCUACGAUUGUGAACGCUCCAAAAAGCCACGUCCAAAGUUUAAGUGGCCUACUAUUAAAUGCUUGCAUUCCGUGGCGCUCAAGGGCAAAAGCGACGUCGCUGUAAAGACGAUAACGAUAUCUUCGGACGGCAUGUAUGCUGCAGUGACAUGUAAUCGAACCACACGGAUAUGGAAUGCCCAGAUGCGAGCUGAACUCGCGCAGUUGUCUCAUGGAGCUUCAGUCGUCUCGGUUGUUUGGAUGGA